UUUAUCUCCAACUCCAACUCCAACCCCACAUUUUCCAUUUCUCCUUUAGGCUUUAGGGUUUAUCUUCUCCAUUUCUCUCUCUCUCAAAAUUCCCCAAUUUACAGCCGGCAAUUUACCCAAAUGGCGUCCUCCACCGCCCAAAUCCAUGGCCUCGGCACUAGUGCAUCGUUCCGGAGCAAUCCCUUUCACCGGAAUCUCUCGUCGUCCUCGAGAGCGUUCUUCUUUGGGGAGAGAUUCGGGAAAGCGGCGUCAUAUCCGAGGCUGAGAGCGAAGGCUAGGGUUGGGCCGGUGAGGGUAGUGAACGAGAAGGUGGUGGGGAUCGAUCUGGGGACGACAAACUCGGCGGUGGCGGCGAUGGAGGGAGGGAAGCCGACGAUCGUGACUAACGCGGAGGGGCAGCGAACGACGCCGUCGGUGGUGGCGUACACUAAGAACGGGGACAGGCUGGUGGGGCAAAUCGCGAAGCGCCAGGCGGUGGUGAAUCCGGAGAACACGUUCUUCUCCGUGAAGAGGUUCAUAGGGAGGAAGAUGUCAGAGGUGGACGAGGAGAGCAAGCAGGUAUCGUACAGGGUCGUCAGGGACGAGAAUGGGAAUGUUAAGCUCGAAUGCCCCGCUAUUGGGAAACAAUUUGCUGCCGAAGAAAUCUCCGCUCAGGUUUUGAGAAAGCUUGUGGAUGAUGCUUCAAAGUUUUUGAAUGAUAAAGUUACUAAAGCUGUGGUAACGGUGCCUGCUUACUUCAAUGACUCCCAAAGGACAGCGACAAAGGAUGCUGGUCGGAUUGCUGGUUUAGAAGUUCUUCGAAUCAUUAAUGAACCUACUGCUGCUUCGUUAGCAUAUGGGUUUGAAAGGAAAAACAAUGAGACCAUCUUGGUAUUUGACCUUGGUGGUGGUACUUUUGAUGUCUCAGUGCUUGAGGUUGGUGAUGGAGUUUUUGAAGUUCUUUCUACCUCUGGAGAUACGCACUUGGGCGGUGAUGAUUUCGACAAGAGAGUUGUUGAUUGGCUUGCUGCAAGCUUCAAGAGAGAUGAAGGAAUAGAUCUAUUGAAGGACAAACAAGCUCUUCAGCGGCUAACAGAGACGGCUGAGAAAGCUAAGAUGGAGUUGUCAUCUUUAACGCAGACAAACAUUAGUUUGCCAUUCAUUACUGCCACUGCAGAUGGUCCCAAACACAUUGAAACUACCAUCACUAGGGCCAAAUUUGAGGAAUUGUGUUCUGACCUUCUUGACAGGCUUAAAACACCAGUUGAAAAUUCCUUGAGGGAUGCCAAACUCUCCUUUAAAGAUCUUGAUGAGGUGAUCCUUGUUGGAGGAUCAACACGUAUCCCGGCUGUUCAGGAGCUUGUGAAGAAGUUGACUGGGAAGGAUCCCAAUGUGACAGUUAAUCCUGAUGAAGUUGUUGCCCUAGGGGCUGCAGUUCAGGCUGGUGUUUUGGCUGGGGAUGUCAGUGAUAUCGUGCUCUUGGAUGUUUCACCGUUGUCACUAGGUCUAGAAACUCUAGGUGGUGUAAUGACAAAGAUCAUCCCAAGAAAUACUACUUUGCCGACCUCCAAGUCAGAGGUUUUCUCCACAGCUGCAGAUGGGCAGACUAGUGUUGAGAUUAAUGUUCUUCAAGGCGAGCGGGAGUUUGUUAGGGACAAUAAAUCUCUUGGCAGUUUCCGUCUGGAUGGUAUCCCACCUGCACCUCGUGGGGUUCCUCAAAUUGAAGUAAAAUUUGACAUUGAUGCCAAUGGUAUCCUCUCGGUCACUGCUAUUGACAAGGGCACAGGAAAGAAGCAAGACAUUACCAUUACUGGUGCUAGCACCUUGCCCAGUGAUGAGGUGGAGAGGAUGGUUAAGGAAGCAGAUAAGUUUUCAAAGGAGGAUAAGGAGAGGAGAGAUGCCAUUGACACAAAGAACCAAGCUGAUUCUGUUGUCUACCAGACGGAGAAGCAACUCAAGGAGCUGGGAGACAAGGUUCCCGGGCCAGUGAAAGAAAAGGUGGAGGCAAAACUUGGAGAGCUCAAGGAUGCAAUUUCAGGGGGUUCAACCCAAACCAUUAAGGAUGCCAUGGCAGCCCUUAACCAGGAAGUCAUGCAGCUUGGUCAGUCCCUUUACAACCAACCGGGUGCUCCUGGUGCCGGUGCCGGUGCCGGUCCUGGUCCUGGUGCUGGUGCUGGGCCUGCACCUGGGAGUGAAUCUGGGCCUUCAGAAUCAUCGGGCAAGGGGCCUGAAGGGGAUGUUAUUGAUGCAGAUUUCACCGAUAGCAAGUGAGAUAGCCAAAAAUGCGAUAUUUUUUGCCGCACUUAUGUUCUUCCCUGGCAAUGUGUAUAAGAAUUGAAUUUUGCAGGGAUCGGAUUUGGUUGGUACUGGGGUUACAGUUCCAGUCUUCAUUUUGUUUUUCUAGUUUUAUGGAGAAAGAAAUGCUAUUGGAAAUAUAGAGGUUAAGACUAUUUUAUUUGUUUCCCCUGAUGCAAAUCUUUGGGUGAGUAAAGCAGAUGUACUUUGUUUAAAAACUAUUACUUUCUUUCUUUUC
Alnus glutinosa is the source of this 2512-nucleotide messenger RNA. RefSeq names its product stromal 70 kDa heat shock-related protein, chloroplastic. Lineage: Eukaryota; Viridiplantae; Streptophyta; Magnoliopsida; Fagales; Betulaceae. Gene Ontology annotation, molecular function: misfolded protein binding; ATP binding; heat shock protein binding. The transcript has 8 exons. The record is from RefSeq and is a predicted model, not a curated record. Gene Ontology annotation, biological process: protein refolding; cellular response to unfolded protein. Gene Ontology annotation, cellular component: chloroplast; cytoplasm. The coding region runs from base 121 to 2250 and encodes 709 amino acids.